This is a messenger RNA of Aspergillus welwitschiae, 461 nucleotides long. RefSeq lists its product as uncharacterized. NCBI's taxonomy places the organism in Eukaryota, Fungi, Ascomycota, Eurotiomycetes, Eurotiales, Aspergillaceae. The record is from RefSeq and is a predicted model, not a curated record. The transcript has a single exon. The coding region runs from base 81 to 461 and encodes 126 amino acids.
AACACGCUACGGUUGAGGAGGUGCUGCUACAGGUAAGCGCCCAAGUUUUAUAGAUUUUUGGUUUCUAGAGAUUGGGCAGGAUGCAUACUCCACUAUGUAGGCGGGGUCAUUUUUCGUUUCUUCUCCCAAGAGUGGCUUAUAAAUUUCCUACUUCCUACCGUACAGCUUCUUCUCCAUCGCUUCUGCAACGGCAUGCUCAUGUUCUUUCUUGGGAUCUGUCUGUACCAGUCCGGACAUCUUCUUCCGUUGUACAGGUGACUUCGUGUGUCGUUGUGAUUCGAUGCGAUCUGCCAUUGGAUUGUGAGUCCAGACACCUGCCCGAAGUCGGCAGAAAUUUCCAGCUUUUCGGAUUCGAAGAUGACGACUUUAAAGGGACAUCCAAUUCGGAGUCGCCUCAUUGCCUCCUGCUCGGCUCCGCACGGAGAACGUUUGACGGGAAGCGGGUGAGUAAUAUCGGAUAA